This is a messenger RNA of Danaus plexippus (monarch butterfly), 860 nucleotides long. RefSeq names its product peroxisome proliferator-activated receptor gamma coactivator 1-beta-like. The transcript has 4 exons. The coding region runs from base 142 to 759 and encodes 205 amino acids. The record is from RefSeq and is a predicted model, not a curated record. NCBI's taxonomy places the organism in Eukaryota, Metazoa, Arthropoda, Insecta, Lepidoptera, Nymphalidae.
AAAUAUUCUAAACAUAAAUGUAAUGAAAAGUAACGUCAAAAAAAUCUUAUUGAAGUACUGAGUGUAUUGAGAACAAUGUUGGAAUUAAAAUGACAAAUUUACCGUGAAUAGGAGAAAAAAAUUAUUCUAGUUUGGGAAGAAAUGGUUCGGUGGCGGUACUGUCUUGUGCUCGCCGUACUGUUACUGUUGCCGACGAGAACUGGUUCAAAAUUAGAGGAUGAAGAUGACGAGGAGAGAAAUGAAGAGGAAGAAGAAGAAGAGGAUGAUGAUGACGAUGAAGAAGAACCUCCGGGAGACAAACACGAACACAAUGCAGGGAGACGAGCCCCGGCGAUACUACCACAGACAACUAAGAUCAUUUCAGUGACAAGGACUUCUAAAAGACGUCCCCUAGAAUGUUAUGUGUGUGCAUUUAAAUCGGAUGCACCUUUGAAAGCGUGUCUGGAUCCCACCAAGUACAGGGUACACACAAUAAACUGUCACAGUGUGGAUGACAAAUGUUUUACAUCUGUGAUAUCUAAAGGCAGUUCCUAUGAGGCUGUGAUUCGUGGUUGUCGCUCGGGAUGUAUCGGCUCACCAGAUACCACGUGCUGUGAGUUGAACCGUUGCAAUAACCAGGCGUUUGCGAUGCCGACGGUGGUCGCUCCCCGUACUCUGGUCCAAGAGAACAAAACCUCAAAGUCUUUCCCAUCGUCCGUGGUGUUUUUUGUAACCGUACUGUUGGUGCUUCAAACUGUGGUUAAAGUAGCUUUCGUGUAAACAACUUGUAAGUGAUGAUAGAGUUUACAUAAAUGUAUUUGUGAGCGUUUGGAAAAGUUAUAUCUUUUAAAUGUUUUAAUAAAAUUUCUAUUUCAAAAAGA